AUAUCGAGAGACUUAUCUCCCAAAACAAAACACAAUUCAAAAUGGCUUAUUCUCCUGCUUGUUUCUUUGACGUGUGGGCAUGGGUCGAAAACCUUCCACCAAUCACACAAUGGAGAAGUGACUCCAUUUCGACGUCCAUCUCCUCCUCCUCCUCCUCCUCCUUCUCUUCUUCAUACCAACCUUCUCUCAAACUCUCCAUAACAAGAUCUCUACAUUCCUCAUCAAUCCGCUUAGCCAUUUUUGCAGAUUACAGUCUCCACGUUGCUCUAUGGACCUCAAACCCAAUACAAAUCACAUCAAAAGGGUUACUGAACCAAGAAACCAUCUUUCAUCUACUGACUAACAUCGUCCAAUCUGUCCUAAACUACGGACAUACAAGACGCCGCACCUGGGCCCCACUUAGACUGCCAAGGCUAGACUAUUAUGAUGACUGCAACAACAUCAAAGACAUCUUUAACAUAUCAUUUUUGACUCUCUCUUUCGUCGUAUGCAUCUAUGAGUGCCCUCAAGACCUUCGGGCAACGUGCAUUCACACUCUCAAGGACCAGUUCGCGGGGCCUCGCUCUAGGGCUUCAUCAUUGCUGCUUAUGAGGCUGCUAGGCUCCGACAUCGAAGAGCGGUGGAUGCGCACUGUGAACCUCGCGAUCACAAACUGGAUUGUGGAGCUGGAGGCCAGGAAUCUGCAGGGGAGCAUAAGGACACCUUCCACGUUGUUCUCGUACUCGAAUUCGUCUUUUGGGCUUUGGAAAGUCCAGCUCUACUGUCCCGUCAUAGCCAUGGACGUUGAGAAAUCCAGCAGCCCUUCCCCAGAUGACCACUUGCGCUUCUCCCUCAACUACCAUCAACUGGAGGGUGUGAUUCAAUUGAACUACAGGGUAUUAGUCCGAGAUAAUUGGAUUGAGGUACUGGUCAACACAGAUAAUAUAAGGUGUGAUGUGGUGAGAUUAUUGGAUGAAAGUCAAAUGAAAGGAAGAGGAGCAGGGGCAUGUGAAAAACACUUCCCAUCAAGAAUCUCACUGAAGCUCACUCCAUCAUCCCCGCAAAUCAACAUCCUAAGCGUGUCCGUGAGCAGAUCCUCGGAGAACCCGGCCCGAGAAAUAGGGACAGAAAGAACAGUGGAAGCGUCGUUCGAGCCUCCGAACCUGGGGCUGGGGCUCAAGGUCGGGGGCAGCGAAACGGCGGUGGCGAGCCUGAAGCCGUGGAAGUUCGAGCAGUCGGUGAAGGGAGACACGGCGUGCUUGAACUGGUUCCUACACGACAGCGGGGACGGGAGGGAAGUGUUCUCAUCCAAGCCUUCGAAGCUCGCGAUGAUGCACCCUAAGGCGUGGUUCAAGCACCGCUACUCCAACGUUUUCAGGCCCUUCACCAGGCAGGGAGGGGUCAUCUUUGCCGGGGAUGAGUACGGCGAGAAAGUGGUCUGGAAAUUGGAGAAGAAGACCACUAGCCCUGCCGCCGCCGCCGCUGCCGCCGCCGGGAUUAUGGACUGGGAACUCUCUGCCUGCAUUUGGCUAACUUAUUGGCCUAAUAAACACAAGACAUUUUACACUGACACCAGGAUGUGCGAGUUCAAACAGCUUCUCCAUCUUUCCCUUGUCUAGCUACUACCUUCUCCAAUCCAUCAUUCUUUCACUAAUAAAUAAACAAACCAUCCAAUACUGUAUUAACCAAAGAAAAUGUUAUUGGUCUGAUAGUUGAUGGGAAUUGAUGACAUCCAAGACUUAGCAGCUAAUUAUUUUUGCAUUACUUUCUCAUGUAAAGCAGUCCUUUCUAGAAGAGACAACUAUGAGUAGGGGUUGGUUCGGUUCUUGUGCUUCGGUUUUGACCUAAAACCAAAUAUAGAAUCAAAGUAAAAAGUUCGGUUCGGUUUCG
This is a messenger RNA of Cuscuta europaea, 1869 nucleotides long. The record is from the annotation of a GenBank genome assembly. Lineage: Eukaryota; Viridiplantae; Streptophyta; Magnoliopsida; Solanales; Convolvulaceae.